Brienomyrus brachyistius is the source of this 1305-nucleotide messenger RNA. Its product is annotated as bone morphogenetic protein 2-like. Gene Ontology annotation, biological process: SMAD protein signal transduction. The transcript has 5 exons. Gene Ontology annotation, cellular component: extracellular region. Gene Ontology annotation, molecular function: growth factor activity; cytokine activity. The coding region runs from base 1 to 1167 and encodes 388 amino acids. The record is from RefSeq and is a predicted model, not a curated record. Lineage: Eukaryota; Metazoa; Chordata; Actinopteri; Osteoglossiformes; Mormyridae.
AUGCUUACUUGGCUGCUUGUGCUCCUCCAGCUGCUCCGCCUCGGUGUCUCCGGGCCGGUCGUCAAUCCCCUGGAAAAGUACUUAACACUGGCGAACGAAUCGGAUGAUGUUCGCUCCGAAGCGCUGAAGAGGCUCUUGGAAGUCUUUGGCAUGGAGGACGUGCCCCCCGCCCGCGCCCAGCAGAAGCAGCCCCCCCAGUACAUGCUGGACCUGUAUAACACCGUGGCAGAUGUGGAUGGGGUGACCAAAGACCCCGGCCUGCUGCAGGGCAACACCGUGCGCAGUUUCUUCGAUAAACUUCACAGUGAGCAAAUUCAGUUCCUGUUCAACUUGACGACUGUUGCCAAAAAUGAGAAGGUUUUGACGGCGGAACUCCACCUGUUUAAAGUGAGACCGCAAGUCUCCCUCGCGUUCAAUCGACACCAUUUCUGCCAGGUUAGUAUUUACCAGCUUGAUAACCGUCAGAUGAACCCACAACAAAACAGGAGGCUGUUAUCCUCCAGACUGAUUCCCGUUCACUCCAUCGGGUGGGAGGUGUUCUCCAUCACGCACGCGGUGAGGUCUUGGAUGUUGGACGAGGGUAAUGACUUGGGUCUGAUGGUGACGGUGCGCACCCUGGGGGUCAGCCAGGUGGACUCCAAGCUGGUGCGCUUCGCCUCCGGCCAGGACCACCACCACAGCAAGCAGCCGAUGCUGGUGCUCUUCACGGACGACGGGCGGCGGACGGCCUCGCUGGAGAGCUCUCUGAAAGAGCCUGAGGUGCGGCCAGCGCCCUCUAGCCGUCCGCAUGGUCUCAGGCCAGAAGACCGCAGACGGCGCUCGCCGGUUAGCGAGGAUGAGGAGGAGCUGCCUCCCUGCCAGCGCUUCCCACUCUAUGUAGACUUUGAGGAGAUCGGCUGGUCUAGCUGGGUAGUAUCUCCCCGGGGUUAUAAUGCCUACCACUGCAAAGGCUCCUGCUUCUUCCCGCUGGGCCAGAACAUGCGGCCCACUAACCACGCCACGGUCCAGUCCAUCAUCCACGCCCUCAAGCUCACCGAGGGCAUCAGUACGCCCUGCUGCGUCCCCGACAAGCUCUUCUCCAUCAAUCUGCUCUAUUUCGACGACGAUGAGAAUGUGGUGCUGAAGCAGUAUGACGACAUGGUUGCAGCCAGCUGUGGAUGCCAAUAGGAGCAGAGUGCUUGUUGCUAUUUGUAAUGGGCAUGAAAACAAGCCAGAUAUUACAGAGUAUACGGUAUUACCGUAAUACUGCUAAAGUCUGGCCGGCACCCACCUCCCCCAGUUUUCAGUCCUCCUCCCUGAGAUCAA